Papaver somniferum (opium poppy) is the source of this 950-nucleotide messenger RNA. Its product is annotated as aquaporin TIP4-4-like. Gene Ontology annotation, molecular function: channel activity. Lineage: Eukaryota; Viridiplantae; Streptophyta; Magnoliopsida; Ranunculales; Papaveraceae. The record is from RefSeq and is a predicted model, not a curated record. Gene Ontology annotation, cellular component: membrane. Gene Ontology annotation, biological process: transmembrane transport. The coding region runs from base 1 to 903 and encodes 300 amino acids. The transcript has 3 exons.
AUGGAUAACGAAAUGCACAUCAGUAAUUGGUUUAGUACUGAAGAGGGAAAGAGUGGAGAUGACAAGAACCAUAUGCCGAAAACUUUGACUGAACAGCUGGUUUUGGGGCUGGAGGACUUUUUCUCGCUCGAGGUAUGGCGUGCAUCAGUUGCAGAGCUCAUCGGCACGGCUGUCCUUGUAUUUGCCUUGGACACCAUAGUCAUCUGUUCCUUGGAAAUAAAUACCGAAACACCAAAUGUACUAAUGUCAAUAUUCAUUUUCAUCUCCGUCUCAAUUCUUAUUCUAGCCACCUUCCCUAUCUCAGGUGGCCAUCUUAACCCAGCCAUCACAUUUUCUGCCGCUUUACUCGGUGUCAUCUCAUUUGCUCGCGCCACCAUCCACAUCCUAGCUCAAUGUCUGGGAGGAGUGUUAGGGGCCCUUGCACUGCAGGCUGUAGUCAGUGACUCCAUAGUACAAGCUUACUCUUUAGGGGGUUGUACACUGACUGUCACUCGACCGGGUGCAAAUGGUCCAACGUCGGCAAGUAUCAGCUCUAGCCAAGCAUUCUGGCUUGAAAUCUUCUGUAUGUUAGUAGUCCUUUUUGCUUCUGUUUGGAUUGCAUUUGACGGUCGACAGGCCAAAGCCCUUGGGCCUGUUGGUGUUUCCUCUACUAUUGGACUUAUCGUCGGCCUGAUGGUGUUUGUAUCCACUACCGUUACUGGCACUGCAAAGAGCGGGUAUGCUGGUGCAGUAAUGAACCCUGCGAGGUGUCUAGGUCCUGCACUGGUUAGAGGUGGUCACCUAUGGGAUGGACAUCGGUUUUUUUGGUUGGGACCCACUAUUGCUUGCUUGGCAUUUUAUAUGUACAUGCAGAUCAUUCCACGUCAGCAUUUUCAGCCAUCAAACCAAGGUCGCGAUGAUUAGACACACACGAUGAACAGAACAGAUGAAGUUGCUGCAGACUGCGUCAU